AUGGCAAACUGGUUGAAACUUAUCCUUGUCCAAAUUAUAGGUGAAUUCCAAAGUGCCUUUGUUCCAGGAAGAUUGAUCUCAGACAAUGGCCUUAUAGCAUUAGAGAUAUUUGAUUAUCUAAGAAAGAAAAAGUUUGGCUCAAAAGGCUAUAUGGGAUUGAAGCUUGACAUGACAAAAGCCUAUGACAGGUUGGAAUGGAAUUUCCUUCUCCAGGUUUUCAGGAAAAUGGAGUUCCUUCAUAAAUGGGUUGACCUUAUAUGGAGGUGUGUAAGUACACCUAGUUUCUCUGCCCUUCACAAUGGAAUCCCUUGCACCAAAUUCACCCAAUCCCCUUACCUAUUCAACCUAUACGUUGAAGUUUUCUUAGCAAUGCUAAUAAGAGCACAGAUUCAUAGAGCCAUUCAUGGGAUCAAGGUGGCUAGAUACACUGAGGAGAUAUCCUUUCUCUUUUUUGCAGUUGAUAGCAUAAUUUUCAAUAGAGCAUCUGAUUAA
This is a messenger RNA of Abrus precatorius (Indian licorice), 492 nucleotides long. RefSeq lists its product as uncharacterized. The coding region runs from base 1 to 492 and encodes 163 amino acids. NCBI's taxonomy places the organism in Eukaryota, Viridiplantae, Streptophyta, Magnoliopsida, Fabales, Fabaceae. The transcript has a single exon. The record is from RefSeq and is a predicted model, not a curated record.